Suillus paluster is the source of this 216-nucleotide messenger RNA. RefSeq lists its product as uncharacterized. The annotation marks the transcript as partial. Lineage: Eukaryota; Fungi; Basidiomycota; Agaricomycetes; Boletales; Suillaceae. The transcript has a single exon. The record is from RefSeq and is a predicted model, not a curated record.
GCUUACAUCAAAUGGUUUGCACCAUUUCCUUUGGCUCCUGAUCAACAGCACAGACUUUACAAGCUCUUGCGAUCAUUGCAUGGUGGUGAAAAAAUAGCAAGUAUCGUGCCAUUGGCAAAUAUUGUGCAUAGUGUCCAUCUGAUACUGAAUUUUGGUGCCAUUGUCCCACGAGGGUGGACGAGUGAUACAGUUCUCGAUAAUUGUAACACUUUUUGA